This is a messenger RNA of Somion occarium, 1524 nucleotides long. Lineage: Eukaryota; Fungi; Basidiomycota; Agaricomycetes; Polyporales; Cerrenaceae. The record is from the annotation of a GenBank genome assembly.
GCCUCUCCUUGACAACUAUCCUCUACCUCUUACCCCUCCAGCUCCUUCUGGGGUCACUUGAGUCCACGAGCCCGUUCCUUUCUAUUUGUUUUACACCUCAGUAUCGGUCCCUCUGCGUUUGGGUCCUAGCGUUCACCCCUUUGAGACAUCGUCGAUCCUAGUAUAAAGGGUCUUACUCGGAACCGUUCCUGCGAUAGCAUUCCUUGAACAUGGCCUCCAUCCUAGAUCUCUCUGAGCCCAUCGCGGUUCUCCUUCGCAAGGGCACCGCUGACGCCCACGAGAAGGCAGAACAUAGCGAGGGAGCGGCGUGGCUCACUCGUGGAGAGCUCGACAGGGAGGAAUACGUACGUUUUCUCAUGAUGCUCUACCACGUUUACGAUACCUUUGAACGUGGCCUCGACCGACACGCUUCCCACUCUGUCCUCCAACCCACCUACAACCCUAAUCUCCUCGCCCGUACGUCUAACCUCUCAGCCGACAUAGCCCACCUUCUCCAGACCCCUGAACCAUCCUGGAAAUCGCAUCCUGUACACGUCGAACUCACCUCGACGCCGCCACAACAACUGAAAGAUUACAUCACCCGACUACAGACGCUCGCGGAUUCUUCGGACCCAAGUCCGCUUCUCGCCCAUGCGUAUGUUCGGUACCUCGGAGAUUUGAGCGGUGGCCAGUUCAUCAGGAGGAGACUGGCCAAAGUGUAUGAGUUGGAGGACGGUGCUGGUCUGACCUUUUAUGAGUUCAAGCAGCUUGGAGGAUCGGGGUCGAGUACCAUGGGGGACAUGAAGAAGAUCAAGGAAUGGUAUCGGGAUGGGAUGAACGCUGGCGUUGGCGAUGAUCAGGAUUUGAAAGCUCGUAUCCUGGAGGAAGCCAACAUUGCUUUCGAGCUCAAUAGCGGUCUCUUCACGAUCCUCCGCGCACCUUCUAACCCCUCCAUCAUGAUCACCUCACCCGCCGCCCCACCUCUCGGUGAACCCCUCACGCCCGUCGAGUCAGAGUCUCCAACCCCCUCUUCUUCGCCUUCCUCACCUCUCGGCGAAGCACCCAAAGUCGUCUUCGAGGUCAAGGAGCCCGAAGGGUCAUAUCGAAUCUCUGCUGUCAUCGCUCUAAUCGUUGCUUUGUCGCUAGCCCAUUUCCUCCUUGUGUUGGGUGGGUUUACUGGGUCGAACGGUGCUGGGAAACUUGAAGCUUUCCAGCACUGGCUUCGGACAACGUUCUCCAGCAGUGGAUGAACGAUGGUCUUGGCUGGUUGCGAGCUAUCGGAUCGUCUAUGGUUCUUUCGGGGUUUAUCUUCAUGCGGUUUCAUUUUUGGUUUUGAAACGUACCCUGGCGUAUCCAUGAUGCCGCAAGACACUCAACAAGCAAUAUACACGGAUGUUCUAACUAGAGGUAUACUUACCUCGCUUUUACACUCUUUGUCCACAUGAAUUAUUCACUAUCCACAAUCUACGACCCCGGUCCUCCUUUUGUUACCGUGUACCAUUACCUGUUGCUAUACUUGAAUGAUCAUGACACAUUCUAUCCUCU